Messenger RNA from Haliaeetus leucocephalus (bald eagle), 2203 nucleotides. RefSeq names its product basic transcription factor 3-like 4 (gene BTF3L4). NCBI's taxonomy places the organism in Eukaryota, Metazoa, Chordata, Aves, Accipitriformes, Accipitridae. Bases 122 to 598 code for a protein of 158 amino acids. The record is from RefSeq and is a predicted model, not a curated record. The transcript is spliced from 6 exons.
GGCGCCGUCACGUGGCGCGAAGCUUCCUUUCUCUGUGCGCCUCUCUUUCCUUCCUUGGCCGCCAUCUUGUUCUCACCGCGUGUUGGGUUGCGGAGGAUCCGCCGGACUCGGACACAGCACUAUGAACCAAGAAAAACUGGCCAAGCUUCAAGCGCAGGUCCGAAUAGGAGGAAAGGGAACAGCUCGCAGAAAGAAGAAGGUGGUGCACAGAACAGCUACAGCUGAUGACAAAAAACUUCAGAGUUCCCUCAAAAAACUGGCAGUAAAUAACAUUGCUGGCAUUGAAGAGGUGAACAUGAUAAAAGAUGAUGGAACAGUUAUUCACUUCAACAACCCCAAGGUUCAAGCUUCCCUUUCUGCUAACACUUUUGCAAUUACUGGUCAUGCCGAGGCUAAACCGAUCACAGAAAUGCUUCCAGGCAUCUUAAGCCAGCUUGGUGCUGACAGCUUAACAAGUCUCAGGAAGUUAGCUGAACAAUUCCCAAGACAAGUGUUGGAUAGUAAAGCACCAAAAUCUGAAGAUAUUGAUGAAGAAGAUGAUGAUGUCCCAGAUCUCGUAGAAAACUUUGAUGAAGCAUCAAAGAAUGAAGCUAACUAAAACGUUAAUAGUUCUGGAAGCUGGCAUGGACUAGAUUUAAGAAAUCAGCUAUGUGGUUCCAAAGUUUUAAAGAAACAGAGAACAUCAUCUGUUAAUAGUUCAGUAAUAUAAAUAUUUUGUAUUUUUAUGAUGCUGUUUGUUCAGCAUUUUCUGUCAGUUGAUUUUGCAUUUUGCACUUACUCCCAAGAUCUACUCUUUUGGUCAAAAAGAAAUGUCAGUGCAGUUUGAGGGGUGUGUGCAUGUGCGUGUGUGUAUGUGUGUGGGUGUACAUAUAGUGGAGAACAAAUUGGAGAACACUUAUUUAACCUUUCCCCCUUUUCCUUUUGGAAGUAGAAAUAAAAUGAAUCUUCAGCAUUGUUCCUUUUGAUUAUCACCAAAUAGUGCACAGAAGGUAGUUAAGAUUAAAAUUUUGUCCACAUUUUGUGACCUGAAUGCAUUACACAAUUAAAACUUGGGUUUAAUUUGCUGUUAACUAUCGUACUUGCAGAUGUGUUUCUCAUCCCUGUUGAAAUGUGUACAUGAUAAUUGUUAUCAACCUUAUGUUGAUCCCAGAUGAUACCAAAGACAAGCUGUUUUACUGGCUUGUUUGGUACAGUAACUUUUUAAAAAAAGAAAACUUGGUCUCAGAAAAGUGUGCUUUUUUUUAACCUUUCUCAACUUUUCCUUUUUUCUUGUCUCUUGAACCUUUUGAGACAAGCUGAUCUUUGACUCCUUCCACGUAGGCUUAGCAGUAUGUUCUCCUGUUGAUUAUGUAGAGUAUUUCCCAUGUCAAAAGGAAAACGAACACCUUGGUUCUCUACCGUCAGGUCACUUCCUAAACUUGGAGGUUUAGUUGGUAACAGUCCAGUGCACCAGUUUUGCACAGUAAUAGAUUUUUGCUUGAAGAACUUCAAGCUGUUCUCUUGGCAUGACUGCAUUUACUAGCGGCUGAUGAUCCACUGUCAUUCUUAUGGCACUAGGAUUUAAAUGCACCCUAUGAGCAAUGUUUAAGGUGGGAGGAAAGAGUUGUUGACAUUUUGCCUGGCCUCCUGCUGGGCAGUUUGUGCAAUGACUAGCUCUAAAGGGAUUUUUUUUUUGCCUGUAACUUACCUUUGCCUAUAACCUACCUCUAGGUUUGGUGUCAUCUAUGUAGUAGCUUCUUAAAAACCACAAAUGCUCCUCAGGCAUAAGGAGGACAUUGGCAGGUACUGUUGGUACAGUGCAGUAUUUAUGACCUUUCUUUAAAAUGCUUAAUGUGAACUCGUUUUCUCAAGAGGCUCUUUCAAGGUUCUUGAUGUAAUGUGCAUUAUGGUAUAGCUAGACAUCAUUGUAACCUGUGUCAAGGGCAGCUGUGGCUUAAGAAAGCCGUUUUUUUCUCUACAUCUGUCACUUAACUAUGGCUUAAUUGGAACAUAUCAGCUUUUUAUGUAGGUUCAUAUGCUAGAGAACUGUAAAAGUACAACGUAAACAGUACAUGAGUUCUGGUGACAUCAUCAAAAAACCACGAAAGCAGAGCUGUAGUGGUUCAUCAUCUGAACUCCUCCAUUUAUUUUAUAGGCUUUGUUCAGUUUUUCCUGUUAUAUUUUAUAUACUACAUGGAUCUUACUACAAAAUAAAAUAACAGUA